AACAAUGGACGAGCUUUAGUUCGAAAUUCAAAUUUCAAUUUAUUAUUGUUUGAAAAAAAAAGGAUUCUGAUCGUCAACGUUUACAAUUUUUUUUCUUAACAGCUGGAUGGUAUGUGUCACAUAGAAGAUAUACCUAAGUUUGUAUUCGAAUUGAGGCGUAAAAUGUUAGGUCGUUGAACUACUCAACUUACUUAGAAGACAUCAUAAAGAUGCUCACUUAAAUAUGAUAUUAUCAACCUGUUGGAAGUAAGACAAAGAUAAAAUGUAUACACUGUUUCACGGGUUCUACAAGUAUUUGACGCAGAAAGAUGAGUUCUGGGUUCUCAUACUCGGUUUGGACAACGCUGGUAAAACGACGUAUUUAGAAUGUUCAAAAACAAAAUUCAAGAAAAACUACAAGGGUAUCAACCCAAGUAAAAUCACAACAACAGUUGGUUUGAACAUUGGCAACAUUGACAUAGACAGAGUGAGCUUAAACUUUUGGGAUUUGGGUGGUCAGACGGAACUACAGUCACUUUGGGACAAAUAUUAUGCCGAAUGCCAUGCCAUUAUAUAUAUUGUCGAUUCAUCUGAUCGAGAACGCAUGGAUGAAUCAAAAAAAACAUUUGAAAAGAUGAUAUGCAAUGAAAACUUAGGUGGCAUACCACUUUUAAUAUUAGCUAACAAACAAGACAUUCCUGACUGUAUGGGUGUCAGAGAAGUAAAACCAAUUUUUAAUCAGAAUGCUCAUUUAAUUGGAAGAAGAGAUUUUAUGGUUAUGCCAAUAUCUGCAUUGACUGGCGAUGGCAUUGAUGAAGGAAUUCAAUGGCUAGUUCAAUCAAUUCAAAGAAAUAUAGAAGUGCGUCCUCCAAAAAAUGCUGAGGAUUAUUGAACUUGUGAAUAAGAUAUUUCAACUAUAAAUCUUAAGUUAUUGAAUAAAUUAUUUUUUUAUAAAGCAAAAUAUGAAUAAAUGUGUUUGAAUUUAUUGGAUAUUCAAUUAUAAAUCAUAAUACUAUGUACCUGUAUUGUUAUGUAUUUGAUAAUAUUUUAAUUUGUUUUGGAGAGAAAUGUUUAUUACCUAGUUCAUAGAAAA
This is a messenger RNA of Myzus persicae (green peach aphid), 1072 nucleotides long. RefSeq names its product ADP-ribosylation factor-related protein 1-like. Gene Ontology annotation, cellular component: Golgi apparatus. Gene Ontology annotation, biological process: intracellular protein transport; protein localization to organelle; Golgi to plasma membrane protein transport. The record is from RefSeq and is a predicted model, not a curated record. Lineage: Eukaryota; Metazoa; Arthropoda; Insecta; Hemiptera; Aphididae. The transcript is spliced from 5 exons. Gene Ontology annotation, molecular function: GTP binding; GTPase activity. Bases 263 to 871 code for a protein of 202 amino acids.